AUUUUGCUAGAACAGGACUAUCCGUGUAGUGUUGCAUGCUUUCUAAGCCUGCUCCCCACUUGUGAGAAGUGGCUGGGUUGAUCAGAGCAAAAGAGAAGUUGAGAACAAAGGGCACACAUGUGUUCCCAUGUGUAUGUUCCACAUUAAUGAGUCAGUCUGGUGUCCCCCAGUAUAGAAGGCAGGGUUUGAUGUAUUAAUGCGGUUUGUGUAAAUAUCUUAUGUAUUACAGUUUGACUGGCUGUUUUUAUGCUGAUGGAGCAAAUACAGCUGAAUCAAAGCAGGCUAAACAGUAGCAACAUUAAGGUUCAUAUUCUCUAAACUAUAUCUUUCUCAGCAGCAAAGCUUCAGCUGAGGAGUGCCACUCAAGCUGUUCUCAGUUUUGAGUGCAAGGGCAACCAAGAUCCUUCAAAAGAUGCUGGUGGAGGGGAGAAAGAGGAGCUGUCCCAGUUAUGUCUGUGAGCACUGGGAGAACAACUGGAGACCUCCAGUGUGCUGAGCAAAGCCCAGAGUAAUGAAGCUGAAUGGCAUUUAGAGCUGCCAAAGGAACAUCAAAGUUGAGGUGGAAGGAAACUAGUGGACAGCUUUAUUUUUAUAUCUUUCCUAUUCUCUCUUGGAUUAAAGGUGAAAUAAGCAUUUAAAAAGCAAGAGUUGGUCAGACACUUGGGAGGAAGAGGAAACUUGUUUGAUCCUACUGUAUUAGUAUGUAUCGUAAACUCCUAUGGCACCUGAAGAGCCAACUUUCAGAAGGGAUGAACUGAGUGGUGGCAACCAGAGAUGGAACUCUUCUGUUCCCUAAUCAAAGGAGCCAUCCAGAUAAUGUCAUUCCAUGGAACCGAAAUAUUGGUGAAUUAGUCCAGGUUUCCAAAAGACUGUAAAAUGGAGCCAAUAACAUUCAAAGUUAAAAAGUAUCAAACACCUAGUGAUUUCUCAGCAAGUUUCAGUCUCCAGCUCGUGGGUUCUCUCCCAGUGCAUUCCCUAACCACUAUGUCAAUGCUGCCUUGGAUUGUGGCCGAGAUCCGGUUGCUCAGUGCAAAGUCUUCCAAAGAAGAACCCAGCAUCAGCCAAAUCCGACUUUGUGUUUCACCAGCCAGUUUGCGAUGUGAACCAGACACAGGGAAAACCCAGCAGUGGGACCCUCUAAUUUGUUCAAGUGUGUUUGAAUACAAGCCACAGCAGGUCCACAAACUGAUUCACAACAGCCAUGAUCCAAGCUACUUUGCUUGUCUGAUAAAGGAUGAAGCAGCAAAUCAGCAAAGUAUCUGCUAUGUAUUUAAAGCUGAUGAUCAGACAAAAGUGCCUGAGAUUAUAAGCUCUAUUCGACAAGCUGGAAAAAUUGCCCGUCAAGAAGAGUUUCAGAGUAAUCUCUCAGAUGUUGAAGACCCUUUUGCCAAAAAGUUUGAGGUGCUGUUCUGUGGACGGGUAACAGUAGCACAUAAAAAUGCACCUCCAGCACUCAUAGAUGAAUGCAUUGAGAAAUUUAAUCGUGCAAGUUGUACAAAAAAUUCAGAUUUCAACUCAUCAUCCCAGCAACAUGAAACUUCCAAUAACUUUGGAGGCUUCUCUUUCAGCAGCAAAUUUCGGUCUGUAUUCCAGCCCUUGGUCAGUGAAGAGGAGGAAAAAAGGCCAAUUAGGAAAUCUUUUUCUCAGCCUGGACUUCGUUCCUUUGCUUUUAAGAAGGAUUUCCAAGAGGGAAGCCUUAGGAGUAACAGCUUUGUCAGGUCUUUUGAAGAAGAUGCAAUUUCACUGAACCUAAAAAGUCAACUCAUCUAUGGACACAAUGUUGUGCAGCCAACUGACAUUGCAGAAAACCGGACUAUGUUGUUUACGAUUGGCCAGUCUGAAGUUUACCUAAUCAGUCCUGACACAAAAAAAGUCGCAAUUGAGAAAAGCUUUAAAGAAAUAUCUUUUUGUUCUCAGGGAAUUAGACAUGUGGAUCACUUUGGGUUCAUCUGCAGAGAGUCUUCAGAAAAUGGAGGCUUCCACUUUGUUUGCUAUGUGUUUCAGUGUACAGAUGAAGCACUGGUUGAUGAAAUCAUGAUGACAUUGAAACAGGCUUUCACUGUGGCUGCUGUGCAACAAACUUCCAAGGCACAGCCCCAGCUCUGUGAAGGGUGUCCUAUGCAAAGUUUGCAUAAACUCUGUGAAAAGAUAGAAGGGUUGCACCCUUCUAAGACUAAACUAGAACUACAAAAGCAUCUAACCACACUAAAUAACCAGGAGCAGGCCUCUGUUUUUGAAGAGGUUCAGAAAUUAAGACCAAGAAAUGAACAAAAGGAGAAUGAGCUGGUUAUCUCUGUUUUGAGAAACAUGUAUGAAGAAAAACAGAAGGACCAUGUUCAUGUUGGAGAAGCAAAACAGGCUUCACAACCUCUGGCUGAGAAUGCUGUAAAUGAAGUGUCCAGCAGUGCUCCGAGAUUCAGAUUAGAUAUGUUAAAGAACAAAGCAAAAAGAUCUCUUACGGAAUCUUUUGAGAGUAUUUUAUCACGUGGCAGUAAAGCCAGAAGUCCACUGGACAGUUCUGGUUCUGUGGAUUUGGACAGCUCUGUGUCCAGUACCUUAAGCAGCACAAAUAAAGAAUCACCACUGUGUGAAAAGGAGAAAGACAGACUUCCUACGCUUCCUGCAGAAAAUGCUGUCAAGACCAGUGGAUCAGUGAGUGAUCUCUGCAGUGACUCAGAGGAUUCCUCUCUUGAGCAGUCUGUUACGUUGCCUCAGCAGAGCUUUCGGAGGCGAGCAAACACACUCAGUCAUUUACCGACAGAGAGCCAGGAAUCUCUGGGACCUGCCGAAACAUCACCGUCUGUUUCUCAGAGGAAACUUAUGAGGUAUCACUCAGUGAGCACAGAGACUCCUCACAAAAGAAAUUCUUCUGGUCAACUCGCUCAUUCUCCUACUCUAGCUCGUCUUAAUCCCUCGGCUUCUUCACCCAACUUUUUUAAAUAUCUAAGGCAUAAUUCAAGUGGAGAACAAAGUGGGCAUUUUGCACAAAAAAGCAUCUCCUACCGUACUGCCUUAAGGAAAAAGCUUCAUUCUUCCUCCUCUGUGCCAAAUUUCUUAAAAUUUCUGGCUCCUGUAGAUGAAAAUAACACCUCUGACUUUAGGAGCACAACAAGCGACUACGAAUCCAAGCACGGCCAGCAGGCCCUUGAUGCGGACAGCCCUGUACGGACUCGAAGGCAUUCAUGGAGGCAGCAGAUAUUCCUGCGAGUGGCCACCCCUCAGAAAGCGUGUGAUUCUCCCAGCCGAUACGAUGAUUACUGUGAACUGGGAGAUCUUCCACCCAGAUCCCCAUUGGAACCAGUGUGUGAAGAUGGCCCCUUUGGGCCAGUGAAAGAAGAAAGGAAACGGUCACCCCAUGAGCUUCGUGAGCUGUGGAAGAAAGCCAUUAUUCAGCAGAUACUGCUCCUCAGAAUGGAGAAAGAAAACCAGAAGUUACAAGCAUCUGAAAACAAUUUGCAGAACAGACGUCUGAAACUUGACUACGAAGAAAUCACACCAUGCUUAAAAGAUGUAACUUUGAUUUGGGAAAAAAUGUUGAGUACACCUGGAAGGUCAAAGAUUAAAUUUGAUGUGGAAAAAAUACACUCUGCUGUUGGGCAAGGAGUACCACGUCACCACCGUGGGGAGAUAUGGAAGUUUCUAGCAGAGCAAUACCAUCUGAAACAUCAGUUUCCAAGUAAACAACAACCAAAGGACACACCUUAUAAAGAACUCCUAAAACAACUAACUUCCCAACAGCAUGCAAUUCUUAUUGACCUAGGGCGCACAUUUCCGACACAUCCAUACUUCUCAGCACAGCUGGGAGCUGGGCAGCUGUCACUCUACAAUAUUUUGAAAGCCUAUUCACUUCUGGACCAGGAAGUAGGAUAUUGCCAGGGCCUUAGUUUUGUAGCAGGAGUUCUAUUACUUCACAUGAGUGAAGAAGAUGCUUUUAAAAUGCUGAAGUUUCUCAUGUUUGACAUGGGCCUGAGAAAACAGUAUCGUCCUGACAUGACAAUUUUACAGAUCCAGAUGUACCAAUUGUCUCGACUUCUUCAUGACUACCAUCGAGAUCUCUAUAACCACCUGGAGGAACAUGAGAUUGGCCCCAGCCUCUAUGCUGCUCCCUGGUUUCUCACCAUGUUUGCCUCCCAGUUUCCCCUUGGAUUUGUAUCCAGAGUGUUUGAUAUGCUCUUUCUUCAAGGAUCAGAAGCUAUAUUUAAAGUGGCUUUAAGCCUUUUGGGAAGCCACAAGCCCUUGAUUCUGCAGCAUGAGAAUCUAGAAACUAUUGUUGAUUUUAUUAAAAGCACUCUCCCCAACUUGGGUUUGGUACAGAUGGAAAAGACCAUUAGUCAGGUGUUUGAAAUGGAUAUUGCCAAACAGUUGCAAGCUUAUGAAGUUGAAUAUCAUGUGCUUCAGGAUGAGCUUAUAGAUUCAUCUUUAAAUGACAAUCAGAGACUGGAUAAAUUAGAAAAGGCAAACAGUAGCUUGCGCAAACAAAACUUUGAUCUCCUGGAAGAAUUGCAGGUGGCUAAUGGAAAAAUCCAAAACCUUGAAGCUACAGUAGAGCUUUUAUUGACUAAUGAAGGCAAACUGAAGCAGUCCAUUCUCACUCUCGAGCAGGAGCGAGCAACUCUGCUGAAAGCUGUGGAAGAGAUGCAAAAAAAGCUGGGUGAUACGGAUGGGAAGCCUCUACUUUCUAGACAAGAACACAUGGAUGGUGACUGAUGUGUACAGCUGUAACAGAGCAGAGAAGCUGAGCAAGAAACAAAGGGAAGAACUGAGUCAUUUUGUCAUGAUCCAUGGGGAUUUGACAUUGUUAUGUUCAUUGUACAUGCCUUACUGUAGCAAAGCAAGAUACGGGCAUGGUGGCUUUCCAUAUCAGAGAAGCUGGUUCCUUGGGGAAAAGACUUCUUAGUGUGUAGAAAUACUAUGAAGAGUAAGAUGCCACAUAAGAAAUAGUAAACAGGAGAAACUUACUAGAGCGUGCAGUCAUACACAAUACACUGUAAAUAUGGUAUGGAUUCCUCAAUAAGUGCUUCUAAACCUAAGUGCUUUGGGUUUGUCAUUUUUUUUUUUUUGUUUGGAUCACCACCAUGUUAGGUAGCACAUCCUUUAGAAGGUCUUUUGAAGAAAUACGUCAGUGUAAAACCUUUGAAUGGAUGACUGCCCCAUUGCAGCUAUGCAGUGGUAACAUUUACAGGGUGAUUUGUGAUUGGACUUGAGAUUUUUGACAGUGUAUUUCCCCUACAACUUGGCUGGGUUCUGUUAAUUAUGUUGUUGACGCUUCAGAAAACUGCUUCCUGAUGCUUGAAGCUGUAAAUCCAUUGGACUCCAGGGAGCUGGACAUUAUCAUAUGGAGCUAUGCAUAACUGGGGGAUUGCCUUCCUUUUUUUUAAAUAUGUUGGUUUAGUAUAUUUCUUGUUUGACAACCAUUAAUCUAGUGUAUUGUUAGUUGGCAUUAUCUGAUAAACAUACUGUAUAUAGUAACUACAUUAUUCUUAACAAAAUAUACUGACAUUAAUUUGGUGAAGCCUGUGACUCUUGCAGCAUCAUUCAAGGAUUUAUAUUCAGACUCCUCAAAUUUCAUCUUAUUUAUUUCUGAUCUGCUGUGUGAUAUAAAACAUCUUCUUGCUGAGAAACUAAUGUCUACCAUCAUUUUUUUUCCCUUUAUUUGCUACUCUGUGCCCACCCAUCCUCUGAGAAAUGUUAAGACUUUUUCUGAAGAAGUAGAGUCAUUUCAAGAGCUUCAUGGUGUGCCAGAUAUGCUUAAACUGUUUCAUAAAGGGUAUGGAAUUUCUAAUUAGGACACCAUUCUUUUUGCAAUGCAUAUUUCAAAUAAGAUUACGUAAAUAAAAAAGUAAGUCUCACUUUUCUUAAUGCAAAAGUAGUUUGCAAGCCAGUCAAAGCAACACUGUGCAAUAAUACUCAUGGAUAAGCUGUUGUUCGGGUUUGCUUCAGAAUUAGGAAUGUUGCCAUAUUUUUGUUCAGUUCCCAAGCACAGAGUUAGUAGGCACUGGUGUUUUGUUAUAGUGGAGAGUCAUCCAGGAUGUGAUUUUUAUAUCUUUCAUUCUUGCAAGUCCACUUUGUAUUCAUUUAGUAUUGAAAUUCCACAUACAUCAGUUAUUAUUAAUCCAUUUACCUCUUAAGCUUGUUGUUUUUAAUUUGGAAAUCCAUAGUGGAGCUUAUGCUUCAUGUUUAAAAUCUUGUCAUAAUGGACCUCAUACUGUUAGAGCACUCAGUAAUGUUGCAUUUUUACAUCAUAGUGUCAUAGUUCAAACACUGACUUUUUAACAGGAGCAAUAAAAAUAAUAAUAAUAAUCUA
Corvus hawaiiensis (hawaiian crow) is the source of this 6304-nucleotide messenger RNA. RefSeq names its product TBC1 domain family member 1 (gene TBC1D1). Bases 877 to 4707 code for a protein of 1276 amino acids. Lineage: Eukaryota; Metazoa; Chordata; Aves; Passeriformes; Corvidae. The record is from RefSeq and is a predicted model, not a curated record. The transcript has 22 exons.